Molecule: messenger RNA, 2156 nt
Organism: Microstroma glucosiphilum
Lineage: Eukaryota; Fungi; Basidiomycota; Exobasidiomycetes; Microstromatales; Microstromataceae
Product: putative VAC8-vacuolar membrane protein required for the cytoplasm-to-vacuole targeting
Exons: 4
Coding region: 270-1967 (565 amino acids)
Biological process (GO): nucleus-vacuole junction assembly; vacuole inheritance
Cellular component (GO): fungal-type vacuole membrane
Molecular function (GO): protein-membrane adaptor activity; protein binding
Source: RefSeq, a predicted model, not a curated record
CUCGACCCCGUACUCUGUACAUCCCCGAGGGCGGUGUCAUCUUCUCCCUCCCCCGUGUGCCUUCUCAGCGGUCCGCCUCUGCUGUUCGACGGCUCCGGUACGAGCUGCUCCGCGUCCUCCCCCUCAAGCACAGCCCUCUUGAUCCUCAGGGGCCGCUCCACCUGCCUCGCACGCACGCCAGAGGGAGCCUUUGCUGAGCACCUCACGACUCGUACCAGAUCGGCUUCCCCGUCUCUCCUUGUCCUCCCGCAAACCCUCUUCUCAUCAAGAUGGGUGCCUGCAGCUCAUGCUGUGGUCGCUCCAGGAAUUCCUCUUACGAGCCACUGCUCCUCGACAAUGAACGCGAUGCAGUUGCCGAUCUGCUUCAAUACCUCGAGAACCGAUCCGAGACCAACUUCUUCACUGGCGAUCCACUGCGCUCCCUCUCCACCUUGUCCUUUUCAGACAAUGUCGACCUGCAAAGAUCAGCAGCACUAGCCUUUGCAGAAAUCACAGAAAAGGAGGUCAGGGAAGUUGGUAGGGAUACACUGGAACCCAUCAUGUUCUUGCUACAGAGUCACGAUGUAGAGGUGCAGAGGGCGGCUAGCGCGGCACUGGGCAAUCUUGCUGUCAAUCCUGACAACAAGCUCCUGAUUGUGAAGCUGGGAGGAUUGGAGCCCUUGAUCAGGCAGAUGCUGAGCCCCAACGUGGAGGUGCAAUGCAACGCCGUGGGCUGCAUCACUAACCUGGCGACUCACGACGACAACAAGACCAAGAUUGCCAAGUCGGGCGCGCUUGUGCCACUGACUCGCUUAGCUCGUUCGAAGGAUAUGCGCGUACAGAGGAAUGCCACAGGAGCUCUGCUCAACAUGACUCACUCGGAUGAGAAUCGCCAGCAGCUUGUCAAUGCUGGCGCCAUUCCAGUCCUCGUGGGUCUGCUAGGCUCCUCUGACACCGAUGUUCAGUACUACUGCACAACGGCCUUGUCCAACAUUGCCGUCGAUGCUGCCAACCGCAAGAAGCUCGCACAGACAGAACCACGACUGGUACAGAACCUCAUUGGCCUGAUGGAAAGCAGUUCGCUCAAGGUACAGUGCCAGGCAGCUCUGGCUCUGCGAAACUUGGCUUCAGACGAAAAAUACCAGAUUGAGAUCGUACGAUCGAACGGACUGCCACCUCUUCUCCGACUGCUGCGAUCCUCCUUCCUCCCCCUCAUCCUCUCUGCAGCGGCUUGCGUACGGAACGUCUCCAUCCACCCGCUCAACGAAAGCCCCAUCAUCGAUGCCGGCUUCCUGCACCCGCUCAUCGACCUGCUCUCGCACGAGGACAACGAAGAGAUUCAAUGCCACGCCAUCUCUACCCUACGAAACCUGGCGGCAUCGUCAGAACGCAACAAGAACGCAAUCGUGGAAGCAGGUGCAGUGGAACGCAUCAAGGAGCUGGUCCUGACCGUACCUCUGAGUGUGCAGAGUGAGAUGACAGCAUGUGCUGCUGUGCUAGCCCUGAGCGAAGACCUGAAGCCUCAGCUGCUAGAGAUGGGCAUUUGCGAGGUCCUGAUCCCUUUGACGGCCAGUCCGUCAGUGGAAGUGCAGGGCAACUCAGCUGCUGCCCUUGGCAACCUCUCAAGCAAAGCAGACGACUACGGACCCUUCAAUGCCGUCUGGUCGCAACCUUCGGGUGGGCUGCACGGCUACCUAGUCCGCUUCCUCGAGUCGCACGAUUCGACCUUCCAGCACAUUGCCGUCUGGACAAUCGUGCAGCUCCUGGAGAGUGGAGAUGCCACGUUGGAGGGCAACAUCAGGGGAAGCGAGCAGCUGCUGCCCCUCAUCAGACAGCUGGCCGAUGGAGCUGCCAGUCAGGACGGAGAGGGGAGCGAGAGGAAUGCUGGUGGUGCUGGAGGCGAGGGCGCGGGAAGCGAGGAUGAGCAGGAUGCCGAGGGCGAGAUUUCGAGCUUGGCAAAGAGGAUAAGCGAGCUGCUAGAAGCAUAAAGCGGAGAUGAGGAGGAGGAGGAGGAGGUGGUGAUGGUGGUGCCACAGCUGGGGUCGAGCUUUACUUCGAGCGGGCUGGAGCGAGAGCGAGGCGGGCCCAGAGAAGGGGAAAGGAGGGGCAAGAGGCCACGGAGGACCCACUUUCAUGAAGAGUCAGAGCCUUUCUCUGCACCAGCUUCAUUCCUCCCG